UAUUUCUCCUUAAGCAUUGUAGGAGUAACUUCUAAUAAUAUCCCUCCAGCUUUAUGGAAAUGAAUAAAUUAAUCAACUCAUCAAGGCACAGUUUUUCUUCUUUAAUUAACUUAAUUUUGGGAUUUUUCGUGAUUUUUUUAACACAGUUUUUCCAUGCAUGUACAAAGUGCAGUUUACAUUUUUUUAAAGCUGAGAAAACAUAAUCAAAAUGUAACCAAUUUCACACACAGACACAAACACACAUGUGCAGGUAUGCGUGAAAUAAUCUUGCAUGUACUGUAUGUAUAACUUGUAUAAAGAUUAGAAGAAUGUGCAUUUCCUGGUAAGCAGCUGUUUGAUCUACAGGUAUUUAAUUAAAUAAAUAAAAACAACAAGUGCAAUAUCUCUAUAUCUGCCAUAAUUUUUAUACGCUGGAAUCUAGUUAAAAUAAUCAAAAAUAUAUGCAAAAAAUAUGAUGAUGUCUAUGAUCUAUAUAAAAUCUUAUUCAGCAAACAAUGAUUUAUUUCUGAAAGUAUCUUGUCAGGCAUGUUUAAAACAAGAACCAUUUUAUGAAAUGUUUAAAAACUAUUUAAGGUUUACGGUCAGGUAAAGGCUGUUCUGAACUGGUUUUGUCCUGCCUUCAACUUCUGUGUAAAUACAGGAUACUUAAAAAAAGGCCAAGAAAUAAAAUGCACCUGCCCUGCUCCAGCUCAGCCCAAGUGAAUCAAGACAACGCCCCACAUUCAUUUGAUGUAUAUUUUCAUUUAAGAAUAAUAUAAAAUAUUUUAUCAAAUAUAAUUGAUAUAAAGUGAAUUCGGCUUUGUGUACUUUGUAUGACAUACAAGGAAAUACUAUAUAAAUAAAUAACACAACGCAGUUACCUCCUGCCCAAAAUUGGUUUCUAUGUACUCGCGCUUUGUGUUGUUUUGGGCAUAUGGGUGCGUGCACUUCCUGGAUCUGGACUGUCCCACCGCGAAUGUGGGACAUCGCUGUUAACGCAUCCGUCCAACCGCCUCGUGGAUCAGCUCAGCGCUGCGCCUCAUCUCUCCCAUUACCGCAGACUCCGGUGCUCCUCGUGGACGGGCGCGCGAAUCUGCGAGCUCAUUCAAACAGGUGGUGAGCGGUUUCAGGUGGAGCAGCAGCUCAUUCACUGAGCGACCGGCGCAAGAGCUUCAACACGCCGAUAGGACCACUUGCUUUCCGUUACAAGGACUCAAUUGUGGCUGCUGCGCGUAUUAACGCAAUCUAACCGCCGUGCUUAGGUUAUUUAGUCGAAGGACAGUUUGCUUUAAUUAGCCCUCAGCUUACAGGUGGGCGAAAGCCGUACGUAGGACGGCCCCUCUUUCAGUUCCUCAACAGGAGACGCGGGACUGUCAUUUGUUUGUCAUCCUGUGGGACAGAAGAAACGGCUCCGUUAACAGCCUCUUUCGUUCCGGAGGAGGACCGACAAAGCCAUGUCAACCAAAAAACGGGUGGAUUUAACGAGAAGGAGCCGAAGCCCCGCGGUGUCCGAGGCGGAGAUGUUUGGUGAUUUUCAGGAGUGGUGCCUUCGCACUUACGGGGACUCCGGGAAAACAAAGACCGUCACCCGGCGAAAAUACAACAAAAUUCUGCAGACCCUCUUACAGAGCGACGACUCGGAGGGCGUCAUUAUCGAGAGCAACCACAUCAACGCCAAAUUUAAGUUCUGGGUGAAAUCUAAAGGUUUCCAGGUGGGCAGGAGCGAGAGCGAGAACGAGAACGGGGCAGCGGACAGACCGGUCCUGUACGUCCCCAUCAAGGCAACGUGUGUGGAUGGGGUCCUGGGACCGGACGGCUCCUCUCUGAAAAGGGUGGCAGUGGUGGAGGACUUCUAUGACAUCAUCUAUGCCAUGCAUGUGGAGAUCAGCAGUGACCCGGCCAAAGCCCCCAAACACGCCGGACAGAAGAAAACCUACAAAGCGAUAGCGGAGACAUAUGCGUUUCUGCCCAGAGAAGCGGUGACCCGUUUCCUGAUGAGCUGUGGUGAAUGUCAGAAGAGGAUGCACAUCAGCCCCAGCGGAGCAGAGUUCAAAGAGAAUAACCAGCCGAGUUCUUUGGCAGCUGAUCUUAUAGACUACAACAUGCCUCUUACCACAACAUACCUGAAGCAGAAGAAACUGCAGUGCAUGAACAACAACGAGCAG
This is a messenger RNA of Danio rerio (zebrafish), 2144 nucleotides long. The record is from RefSeq and is a predicted model, not a curated record. Lineage: Eukaryota; Metazoa; Chordata; Actinopteri; Cypriniformes; Danionidae.